CCGUCAGCAUGCUGACGGGCGCAUGCGCAAUGCCACCUUACGUGGCAUCAGCAGUCUUCACUCUUGCACUGAAAGAUAUUUUCUUCAUCCUUAGUGUAAACAUUUGUGGAAAUAUCGUGUUUUGUUAUGAUUUAGAAAGAUUUAACAAGUUCACCAUAAAAAAUGAAUCCUCAAUAUAUUCAACAAGGUCAACAACCGCCUCAACAAUCUCAACCACAGCAACAACAGACACCAUAUUAUACAGGUGCACAAGGUGUGCUUCCCUAUGGGCCACCAAAUGCAAACAUGCCAUCAAAUCAAUUUAAUGGUCCCCAAGCUCCGUCGAUGUAUCCACCUCAAAAGCAGCAUCCACUUCCUGGUGAUAUGCCUUCACCUCCACAGUCUCAAUAUUAUGCUAAUAAUUCUCAAGGUCCACCGAUGAAUCUUCAGUCUGGACCUGGAAUAUCCAAUACAACACAUGUAGCACCGUCACCAACAAAUCAAAAUAAUCUUGUAAAUCAAAUGGCUAAUAUGUCCAUGGGUGGUCUUCAAAGACCUCCAUCUGGUCAAGGUUUUCCACCACCCGCUGGAAAAGCUAACCAAUUGCCAUCUCCACCGUCAAAUAUUAAUGGUUUCAACGGUAAUCCAGAUAACAUGCCACAUGGAACAGAUUCUGCAGGUCAAACGCAAGCCAGCGGACUUCCUCCAGCAAAACCAGGAGCAACAAAUUUUGGAAAGCUCUCUCAUCCUGCUGCACCUGGUGCACCCAUCCAAACAGACCAUUCAGUAUCACAACUCUCUACUGUUCCAUUUACUGGAGGUGGUCCACCAUCACAGGUUUCUGGACCACCCGGACAAAAAUUUCCUGGGCAGCCUCCGCUUCCUGCACCAGUAUCUCAACCUGGACAACAUUUACCAGGGACAACUAGAUUAUCUGGGCCUCCGUUGCCUGGGCAGCAUAAUGUAUCCGGGUCUUUAUUAACGGGACAGCGAAACUUAUCUGGACCCCCACUGCCAGGACAGCAGAAUUUGUCCAAUUCAUCAUUACCAGGUCAACAAAACUUAUCGGGGCAGCCAUUAGCAGGACAACAAAGUUUAUCCGGUCCGCCACUUCCUGGACAACAAAACUUAUCCGGACCACCUGUUCCCGGACAGCAAAAAUUAUCUGGACCAAUAUUACCUGGACAGCAAAACGUAUUCGGACAGCCAUUACCAGGACAGCAAAACAUAUCCGGACCAUCAUUACCUGGACAGCAAAACGUAUUCGGACAGCCAUUACCCGGACAGCAAAACUUAUCCGGGCCACCAUUGCCUGGACAACAACAUUCAUCUGGGUCUCAAAUUCAGCCCCAUUUAGCUGGACCUCCUCAUGGCCCUGGACAAGCACAUAUGACCUCUCCUUCAGGACCAGGUCAACCGCCUAUGUCUGGUGGACAGAUGAGCGGCCAACGACAAUAUAUGUCAGGACCUCCGGUACCGGGUCAACCGCCUAUGGGUAUAAGUCGUCAAUCACCAGGAAAUUUACCACCUUAUCAACAAGCAGGAUACCAGCAACAAGGAUUUCAUGGACAAACGGAUAUGUAUGGUGCACAGAGGAACUUCCAAGGUGGCAUCACAGGUCCAGCUGGUGCUGGAUAUCAACCAGAAAUGCAACCUCAGCAAGUAAGACGACUCGAUCCUGAUCAGAUGCCAAGUCCAAUACAAGUGAUGCAAGAUGAUCAGCGUGUACGAGGCGGCGUAUUUGUCACAAAUCAAAAGGGGUUGGUCCCACCAUUAGUUACAACACAGUUUACAACACAGGAUCAAGGAAAUGCUUCACCAAGGUUUAUCAGGUCAACGAUGUAUACCGUUCCUACUACUACCGACAUCAUGAAACAGACCAAUGUGCCAUUUGGACUUGUAAUAAGUCCUAUGGCUCGUGUAGAGGAGGGAGAAUUUGAACCACCUGUUGUCGACAUGGGUGAAUUGGGUCCAGUUCGUUGUAUACGAUGCAAGGCAUACAUGUGUCCCUUUAUGCAGUUUAUUGAUUCAGGUCGUCGGUUUCAGUGCAUGUUCUGUAAAGCCACAACAGAAGUUCCAGCGGAAUAUUUCCAGCAUUUAGAUCAUACGGGACAACGCAUGGAUCGUUUCGAAAGGCCGGAGUUGAUGCUUGGAACGUUCGAAUAUAUUGCUACCAAGGAUUAUUGCACGAACAAUGUUUUUCCGAAGCCACCAGCUUUCGUGUUCGUGAUUGACGUUUCAUACAACACUGUUAAAUCCGGUCUGAUCAAUUUACUGUGUUCGGAAAUGAAAAAUAUUAUUCGCAAUCUCCCUGUCGAUGCUGGUCAAACUAAAAGUAACAUGAAAGUCGGUUUCAUCACGUACAACAACACCGUUCAUUUCUACAAUGUCAAAGCAUGUCUGGCGCAGCCCCAAAUGAUGGUUGUUGGGGACGUGCAGGAAGUCUUUAUGCCACUUCUUGACGGAUUUCUAUGCGACGUGGAAGAAAGUGAAGCUGUAAUUGAUAGUUUAAUGGCGCAGAUUCCUGUUAUGUUUGCGGAUACUCGUGAAACUGAGAUCUUACUGGCUCCUGCUAUCCAAGCAGGUCUAGAAGCCCUGAAGGCCUCGGAUUGUGCCGGAAAGCUUAUGGUGUUUCAUUCAUCGCUGCCAAUAGCUGAAGCUCCUGGAAAACUGAAAAAUCGAGACGACAGAAAAGUUCUUGGUACUGAGAAAGAAAAAACUGUAUUAGCUCCGCAGAAUAACGUAUAUAACAAUUUGGGACAAGAGUGCGUUAGUGCUGGUUGCAGUGUAGAUUUAUUUAUUUUUAAUAAUUCAUACGUCGACAUUGCAACGAUAGGACAAGUUGCCCGGCUCACUGGUGGCGAAGUAUUCAAAUACACUUAUUUCCAGGCUGAUAUCGACGGCGAGAGAUUGAUUACCGAUAUUAUAGAUAAUAUUAGCAAACCAAUCGCUUUCAAUGCGGUCAUGCGCGUUCGCACGUCUACCGGAGUCAGGGCAACAGAUUUCUAUGGACAUUUCUUCAUGUCAAAUACAACAGACAUGGAAUUAGCUAGCAUAGAUUGUAACAAGGCUGUCGCAAUCGAGAUAAAACACGAUGAUAAGCUGACGGACGAAGAAGGCGUCUACGUGCAAGUAGCUCUGCUUUAUACAUCUUGCGGAGGCGUAAGACGAUUACGUAUAAUAAAUCUCAGCCUGUCGACUUCGUCCCAAAUGUCUGAGCUAUAUCGUGCUUGCGACUUAGACGCCAUUGUCAACUUCUUUUCCAAGCAGAGUGUAUUCAAAUUGAUUGAGUCGACGCCAAAGACGGUGAAAGACAAUUUGAUCGCAAGAUGCGCCUCCAUGCUAGCAGCUUACCGGAAGCACUGUGCGGCGCCGUCGAGCGCAGGGCAACUCAUACUUCCGGAAUGCAUGAAACUCUUGCCUCUUUAUGUCAAUUGUAUACUGAAGAGCGACGCCAUUUCUGGCGGAGCUGAUAUGACUAUCGAUGAUCGAUCCUACGUAAUGCAGGCAGUCGCCACUAUGCCGAUUCAUACUUCAGUCGCCUACUUUUAUCCGAGGUUGAUCCCGCUUCACGAUAUCGAUCCGCAGGGCACCGAUCUUCCUCAGAUGUUGCGUUGUUCCAUUGACAAAUUCGCCGAAGAUGGCGCAUACUUACUUGAAAACGGCAUCCAUAUGUUCCUGUGGCUGGGUCUUGGAUUAUCCUCACAAUGGGUACAAGGAGUUUUCGGGGUACCAUCGGUGGUCCAGGUGGACGUUGAUCGUACUCAGCUUCCUCAGUUAGAUAACCCGCUCAGCAAACGCAUUUCCGAUAUCGUCAGCCACAUCCGGGCACAGCGACAUCGCUGCAUGAGAUUGACCAUUGUCAGACAGCGAGAGAAGCUUGAGAUGGUACUGCGUCACUUCCUGGCGGAGGACAGGAGUAACGACGGCAGUCCGAGCUACGUGGAUUUCCUCUGCCAUAUGCACAAAGAAAUUAGAGGGCUCCUUAGUUAAUAAAUUGACACCUCACUGAUCUCCCUUUCUCUUUGGCACGAGGGGUAACGUUAUGCAAUUAGUAAAGUGCAAGGAGCACCCGAAUUACUGGAAUACCCAUUGCCAUUGCUGACGCGAUGGAGAUCAAACGCGGGAAAGCUGGAAUUAUGUAUUUCGCGAGAAGCACACCAUUAAACGCGCACGAGUCGUUUGGCUGGACGAAAGUGAAAAGGAAGCGAAAUAAAACGGAUGAAAUGCAUAUAAUUAAGAAAGUGGGGAUGAACUUUUUGGAUGUUACGCGGAAGAUACAUGCGAAAAGAUAAAUGCAGACAGGCGUCUCAUGGAUUCACUCACAUAACUUACACAUUUACAUACACACUGAGUGAUUUAUAUACGAAUAAUUGUAAACGUGAAAUUGUAUUAUUAUUACAUUUUAUUUUACUUAGUGCAUUAUAAUACAUUAUUAUGGUAAAUUAAACAGUGAAAUUUAUUACGACAUUCUGAAUUUCUAUAACGGUGAGGCUGAUGCGGCGAAGAGUGAGGCAUCAUUUAGCAAACGUAUUGUUAAAUCGAAUAUGCAUUUUCGAGGUUUAUUUACUUUGGAUGGGGAAGUAUAGUUAAUUUUUCUUUUUUCUUUGUCUUCGACGGAUUUCGAUGCUCGGUAUGGAUAUGCUGAUCGAGUGUCGCAGAGUAUGCAUAAACAUUACUGUUAUAUAAAAUUACUAAUGUUCGAUGAAUGGAAAGUGGAGAACUUGAUUCGUUGAUAGAAAUAAGAAAAUAUUAAUAAAUAUUGUAAUUACGCAAAUUAUAUAUAUUUCGUGAA
Cephus cinctus (wheat stem sawfly) is the source of this 4774-nucleotide messenger RNA. RefSeq names its product protein transport protein Sec24C (gene Sec24CD). Gene Ontology annotation, molecular function: zinc ion binding; SNARE binding. Gene Ontology annotation, cellular component: COPII vesicle coat; endoplasmic reticulum exit site. The record is from RefSeq and is a predicted model, not a curated record. NCBI's taxonomy places the organism in Eukaryota, Metazoa, Arthropoda, Insecta, Hymenoptera, Cephidae. Gene Ontology annotation, biological process: intracellular protein transport; COPII-coated vesicle cargo loading; endoplasmic reticulum to Golgi vesicle-mediated transport. The transcript has 19 exons. The coding region runs from base 163 to 3972 and encodes 1269 amino acids.